This is a messenger RNA of Malassezia sympodialis ATCC 42132, 2043 nucleotides long. RefSeq lists its product as uncharacterized. Gene Ontology annotation, molecular function: copper ion binding; quinone binding; primary methylamine oxidase activity. The record is from RefSeq and is a predicted model, not a curated record. Gene Ontology annotation, biological process: amine metabolic process. Lineage: Eukaryota; Fungi; Basidiomycota; Malasseziomycetes; Malasseziales; Malasseziaceae.
AUGUCUCAAGUAGCGUCUAUUGCAGAUGGUGCCACGCCGCACCCUUUCGACCAAGCGUCACCAGCUGAGCUUCAAGCGGCGGUCGACAUUGCAAAGCAGCGCUUUGAUCCAGAACUCGAGUUAUUCUGGUACGCAGGCAAUGUCCAGGAGCCUCCGAAGAAGGUCAUGCAAGAAUACCUGCGUGCUGAACGUGCAGGAAAGCCUAUCCCCCCUCCUCCUCGCCGCAUUUGUAUCCUUGUGGGCAUCGUACACACUCCUCGCAACUUUGAGGUGCUGGUCGACUUGAGGGAGGGUGCCAUUGUUGGCUUUAAAGAACUAUCACGAAUCUACCAGCCUCCUUUGACGAUGGAUGAGGUGGAUAUUGCACGCAACGUCACUCUGUCGUCUGAUCUUGUCAAGAAAGAAGCGGAGCGAAUGGGUAUCCCAAUGGACCUCGUUUUUGCCGAGCCGUGGGAUUAUGGGCGCGACAGUGACGAGGAAUACCCUCGCAUGUCUCAAAUCUUCAUGUACAUGCUCAACCCUGAAACACGCGAUCCGGAGUCCAACCCAUACUCGUGGCCUCUUGACUUCAUGGCCAUCGUCGAUUUGGAAAAGCGUGAAGUUGUCAAGGUCAUUCACCUCAACCUGGGAGUGGAUACGGUCAGCCGGGAGAUCCAAAAUGGUACAUACAAAGGCAGUAAGCCGAUCGAGCCCGAGUACGUGCAUAGCCUUCAAUCGCAAAAGACACGGACUACAAUGAAACCGCUACGUGUCCUGCAACCCGAAGGCCCUAGCUUUGACGUGUCUGGCAAUCUGAUCGAGUGGGAGAAGUGGCGAUUUCGUGUUGGCUUCAACUGGCGAGAGGGCUUCGUUCUUUACGACGUCACCUUUGACGGCAGGGAGGUUCUCUACCGCAUGUCUUUGGCCGAGAUGUUUGUGCCUUACGGCGAUCCGCGAUCUCCUCUGCAGCGUAAGUCUGCUUUUGACUUUGGCAAUAUUGGUGCUGGUAAUGCUGCCAACAAUCUAGGCCUAGGCUGUGAUUGCUUGGGUGUGAUCAAGUACCUAGACGGUCAACUGCUGGGCGGCGACGGCAAACCGAAAACAGUUCCCAACGUCGUUUGUAUCCAUGAAGUGGAUGCAGGUAUCCAGUGGAAGCACACCAAUACGGUCACAGGUAAGCCUGUGGUCGUGCGCCGUCGUCAACUGCAGUUGCAGAUGAUUAUCACCGUGGCGAACUACGAAUAUGCCUUCUACUACGUGUUUGAUCAAAGUGGCGAGAUUAUGUUUGACACGCUUGCCACUGGCAUCCUUAGCACGACGCCAAUUGAUCCCACGAACAAAGACCCUUGCUCAUAUGGUACCCGUGUGGCUCCUGGUGUUCUGGCGCCAUACCACCAGCACAUUUUCAGCUUGCGUAUCGACCCCUGCAUUGAUGGCGAUGGAAACACGGUCCAAGUGGUGGACAGUGUUCCCAUGCCUCUGGACAAGGAUACGAACCCAUAUGGCGUGGGCUAUACUACUGAAAGUUACAAUGUAAAGCAAUCGGGCACUGAAGACAUCAAUGUGGAGAGGGGACGCGUCUUUAAGAUUGUCAACCCGAACAAGAUCAAUCCGACUACGCUCCAGCCUGUCGGAUACAAGCUGGUGCCUGUAGCCUCUCAGAUGAUCUUAUCAGACCCUAACUCUUGGCACGGACGUCGCUCGAACUACUGCACUGCUCCUAUUUGGGUCACGAAGUAUAAGGAUGAUGAGCUUUAUCCAGCCGGCAAAUACACGAGUCAGUCGAUUGGUGAUGACGGCCUGCGCCACUAUAUAUCCCGCAAUGAUCCUGUGGAAAAUGAGGACAUUGUUGUGUGGCAUACUUUUGGUCUUACCCACAACCCCCGACCAGAAGACUUCCCUAUCAUGCCGGCAGAGACUUCGCGCGUGAUGCUGAAACCCUACGGCUUCUUUGAGUACAACCCUACGUUGGAUGUACCGGAGAGCAAGCAGUCCUUCAACCAAAGUGUCUCGUACGAGGACAGCAAAGCUCUGAGUAGCAAGAAGUCUUGCUGUAAAAUAUAG